UGUUUCGCUACAUAAUGGUUAAGAUUAAAAAGGAAAACUCCUCACGAAACAAAAAAACAUAAAGCCAACGUCGUAAAAUGAGGCGAAACAAACACUUCACACAACCAUCUCACAGUUCUUUAUUUGAUUUCAUUUUCACUAAGAGCUGUUUUUUACUAUUGUUAUUUUUUUGUUUUUAUAAUAUUUUGUUGAUGUCAGUAAAAUUUCUUCCUGUGGACUAAAAGAACGUGGCAAUACCCUAAAACACAAUCCAACUGCUACAGGAAACAUGAUUCAGCUAAAAGUGAUUAUCGUGAAGAAAGAACUGCGUGUUGGAUACUAUGUUAAGUUGUGCAAUUUAAUGCGAAUAACUCAGAGGUAUUCUGUUAUAUAUUUUGAUCUCACAUGUUCAAAAUGGUAGCAUAUAAUCAAAACAAAAGGCAGAAGCCACAAGACACAAGGCGAAGAACUAUAAUAAUUAUGCCAAUUCCUGAUGAAUACGAAAAUGAGGAGGACAAUGAUGUUGCGUCAAAGUUUAGUGAUCAAGGCAAAAUUCCAAAAAUAGUUAUAUUAGUACUUGUGUUGGAGACAUGUGAAAGAAUAUCAUAUUACAGCAUAUCAGCAAAUUUAUUACUGUUUUCACAAACACAGCUACAAUUGACAUCAUCUACUGCUGUCAUAGUAGUUUUAGCAUUCUCUGGUGUGAGUUACAUGUUCCCGCUGUUUGGGAGCUGGAUAGCUGAUUCGUUAGCCGGGAAAUUCAAUGCCAUAUAUGGUUCUUGUUUAUGUUAUUUUGUUGGCGCUUGCUUGAUUCCAGUUGUAGCGUACGAUGGAGACCUGUUCACACUUACUAUGGAACAUAAAUACAUUUUUUUUGCAAUAUCAUUAUUUUUAAUAUCAAUCGGCACGGGAGGUAUAAAAGCGAAUAUAUCGACUUUCGGCGCCGAACAAGUAGCUCCCUAUGGUGAAGCAGCAAUACGUCGAUUUUUUAACUGGUUUUACUGGUUGAUUAAUUUUGCAUCGCUAGUUUCUUUUUCGUUCAUCGCAUAUCUGCAGACUAAAAAUUUCUUCUUUGGUUAUAUUCCGCCUGUUGCUGCCAUGUUUAUCUCGCUGUUUGUUUUUGUUUUGGGAAGAAGGAAAUACGUGUACAAGCCCCCGAAUGGCAGCCAGUUAACAGACAUCAUAAAAAUACUGUCCCACGCGGUAUCGAGAAAGCUGAGAUACAGAAGCAGAGUAAGGUCUGAGUUGCCAGUCGGUGCGGAAUUAGACCUGCUAGAUUAUGCGCAUGUUUCGUUCGGUGGGUUGUAUUCGUCCGAUCAAAUAGAUAUCGUUCGAUGUGUCGGAAGAAUAACGUUAGUGUUUCUAGCUAUGAUUAUAUUUUGGACAACAUAUUUUCAGAUACCAAGCUCUUUUCUACUACAAGGUGAAUAUAUGAAACUAAAGCUACACGAAAAUUUUUAUCUUCCAGCAGCUUCUUUAAAUUUAGUAAAUGGUAUCAUAGUGCUAUGCUUGAUUCAAGUCAUGGAAUUUUGCAUAUAUCCUGUAUGUAAUUAUUUUAAUUUUCACUUCACGCCCCUCCGCCGCAUGGGUGUUGGGAUGAUUUUGGCGUGUUUAUCCAUGGUGUCAGCUGGUUUAACUGAGACAUAUCGUCGUUCGCAUGUCGAUGGGCUAUCGUUUAAUAAUUUCACGGCUGCAUCAUAUAAUGCAUCUAGUGUCACAGUGUUUCUACAAGUGCCUCAGUACGCCUUAAUUGGAUCUAGUGAAGUUUUUACCAGUAUAUCCGCUUUAGAAUUCGCUUACUCACAAUCCCCGAGAUUUUUGCAAGGUACCGUGAUGGGCUUGUUUUUAUUUGCGUCUGGUAUCGGCGCCAUGUUAGGAUGCGUUUUGGUCGAAAUUUUCAACACAUAUUCAAAUUGGUAUUGUGACGAUAUAAACUCGUGCCGUUUGGAAUAUUACUUUUAUUCACUGGCUGUUGUUGUUUUUAUAAACUUUUUAUUCUUCGUGUUUAUCGCUGCUAAGUACUCAUAUGUGAAAAAUUAUGCUAUUGGUGGCACGCCCCUAAGAGCGUCGAGGGAAAGCUUGUUUGAACAUUCACAUGAACCACGUUGGGACAGACGGUCUCCUGCCGUUAGUGAAGGUCAUAUUUGAUAAAAUAAUGUUUAAUUUUUUUUCACCAUCUUCGUCCGAUUGGAUAUAUUUAUUGUGACCUAACGAAACAAAGACGGGGCGACGGAGAAUUUUAUUUUAAUGCGCAUGUGCAGAUCAGGGUAGACUCCCAAAACAAAGUUGGCGCUCACCCUUCGAAUUCAGAAAACCAUUUCGAGCUUAUGGGUAGCAUGUCGAAUAUUUUAACGAAGUUACAGCUGAUAAAAGCACGCAGAAAAGGCGGUUUUAAGUUAUUUUUUUCUAAAUUUGUGUGUUCAACAGCUCAUUGAAUUGUCAGUUUCUUUGUCAGUUAGGAAUUUUUUUAAAAUUUUGACAGUAGCCAUAUUUGCUUUGAUUUUAUUUCCCGUUGUCGCCUUCGUUUAAUUUUUCGUGAUCAAUUUUUGGCGCGUUUUUCAUAUAACGGGCUUUUAUGAAAAGUUAUUGACAACGUCGUUGCAGAAAGUUCCCGUUUUUGUUUCGUGAAGUCCCUAUAGUUACUUCGUUGUGAACAGAAUUGUGCCGGGUUUAAAAGUAAUUCAAUUCUCAUUGCAAGAUUAUAUUGCUUCAAAAAAGAAAAAGAAAAACAUUCAGAACUUUCAGCCGACAAAGGCUUGCUUUGAUAAGAACUUUCCUAACCAACUAGGUAUUCUAACUGGAACGAGACAGUGCAGGUAAUGAACUACUAUUUAAUAAAAAAGUUACAGAGACUGUAUUUAAAAUGAGAAAUAUAUAUUUUAAUACUUUUAA
Messenger RNA from Hydractinia symbiolongicarpus, 2871 nucleotides. RefSeq names its product solute carrier family 15 member 4-like. Gene Ontology annotation, molecular function: transmembrane transporter activity. Lineage: Eukaryota; Metazoa; Cnidaria; Hydrozoa; Anthoathecata; Hydractiniidae. Gene Ontology annotation, cellular component: membrane. The record is from RefSeq and is a predicted model, not a curated record. Gene Ontology annotation, biological process: transmembrane transport. The transcript has 5 exons. Bases 385 to 2127 code for a protein of 580 amino acids.